AUGCAGCGGGCGCACAUCAGAAUGCCCCUUUCCCAGAAGCAGAUACCGCACCCCUCAGAGCUUGUCGAGUACAACUAUGCGGUCGCUGGACAUGAUGGCACGCUCUGCGACACCGAGGGCGAGCUCUUCAUCAAGCCAUGCACACAGGCCGAAAUCGAUUUCUAUCAGUUAUUGCCACAGAACCAUUCGCGCAUGCUGGAAAUCGUGCCCGAGUUCGUCGGCAGCCUGUCCCUGAACGCCGCCACCGACAUCAAUUCGAUCACCGAGCAGCUACCGGUCGUUGAUGGAGAUGUCAUCCCCGAGAUGAAGGAGCAGGUCCUCGAGCUGAUCUCGGAGAAGACGGCAGAGUUGAGAGAGAUGGUCGCUCCAGCGCCGGAGCCGACACCGGUACAAGACCCGGCCCAUGUGGAGAACGUGACCUGGAUACCGAAUGCAAGCAGGAAGAUCCCCACGGACAAGGCGGUUGUCCUAGACAAUGCUGCUUAUGGAUUCAGGCGGCCCAAUAUCGUGGACGUUAAGUUGGGCCAACGUUUAUGGGCAGAUGACGCGCCAUUGGAGAAGAAGCGGAGAUUCGAUAAAAUCAGCGAAGAGACAACGCACCGGGACCUUGGCUUCCGAAUUGCCGGCAUGCGUGUUUACAAGGGCUCGGACAAUCCUGAGGACCUCGACGAGGAGGAUUACCGCAUUUACGACAAGGAUUACGGCCGAAAGGACGUCACCUGCGACAACGUCGUGGACGCUUUCCGAGGAUUUCUCUACAACCGUAGAGCUGGGAUUGAUGACGAAUAUGCCAGAGCUGUUGCGGAAGCUUUCCUACGAGACCUGAAGCAUGUCCGUGACGUCCUGGAAAACGAAGAGACUCGCAUGUAUUCCUCCAGCCUUCUAUUCAUCUUCGAGGGCGACGGUCCUGCCCUCAAGGCAGAGAUCGAUGAGCAGAGCCGGAGCACUGUUACCUCUGUGAAGGCCAAGACAGAGGAAGACUGUCUGCCUGGUCGGACUACAAACCGUAUUGAUAGUGGCAUCGGCCUUGACGACGAGGGCGAGAUCGUCUUCCCCACUCAAGAACAGUACGAUGAGAUGUCCGAGAGCGACGAAGAUGCUGAUGAGCAACACAUUUGGAGACUGAAGCUCAUCGAUUUUGCACACGCUGCCUUCGUCCCAGGACAGGGUCCUGACGAGAACAUACUACUGGGCGUCAGGAGUUUGAUCACCAUUUUCGAGAAGCUGUCAAAGGAGCCAGAAAAGUCGGCGACCAGUCGAAGACAACGACGGUCAACAUGA
Diaporthe amygdali is the source of this 1281-nucleotide messenger RNA. RefSeq lists its product as uncharacterized. The record is from RefSeq and is a predicted model, not a curated record. The transcript is spliced from 2 exons. Gene Ontology annotation, biological process: phosphatidylinositol phosphate biosynthetic process; inositol phosphate biosynthetic process. Gene Ontology annotation, cellular component: cytoplasm; nucleus. The coding region runs from base 1 to 1281 and encodes 426 amino acids. NCBI's taxonomy places the organism in Eukaryota, Fungi, Ascomycota, Sordariomycetes, Diaporthales, Diaporthaceae. Gene Ontology annotation, molecular function: inositol hexakisphosphate kinase activity; inositol-1,4,5,6-tetrakisphosphate 3-kinase activity.